Aegilops tauschii subsp. strangulata is the source of this 1190-nucleotide messenger RNA. The record is from RefSeq and is a predicted model, not a curated record. Lineage: Eukaryota; Viridiplantae; Streptophyta; Magnoliopsida; Poales; Poaceae.
UCCAUUACCCACCCCACCAACCGUCCCAGUUCAACCCCACACCGCACCCAUCCCCGAUCCAGAUUCCCUCCACCUCCUCUCCUCUCCUCUGCCGCCGGGAUCCCCUCCCGGUUCUUCUCCGGAAAGGGGAAGAGAAGCAGUGUGUGUCGGCGCGGCGGAGCAAUGGCGGACAAGCCGAGCCGGGCGCUGGUGCUGUACGCCGCCGACCACGCGGCGCUGCUCGCCGGGGGCGGAGGGGGGAAGGGCCAGCUCGACGCGUUCGCCUCCAUCGCCUCCUGCGGCUUCCUCUCCGUCCGCACCCCCGCGGUCAACGAGGAUGGAGGGGACAGGAACAGCGACUCGAUUCUCGAGCUGGCGCAGCUGCUCGACGUGUACGAUGCCCUCUACCCUGCCAAGGAUGGGGAAAUUGCCGGAGCUAGUAGUCCCCAAGCUAUCCGAGAGGUUCAUGGGGCUGAGAGCUGCUAUGGUCAGCAAUUGCCCCAUGAAAUGCUACAUCAGUCUAUGUGCCAUUUUGUUGUGUUACGCAGUCAACCAUGGAGCAAUGUAUUGUACAAUGAAAGCACAUCUGUGUACAAUGACACGUCUAGACUUACACAAAUAACUUUAUUAUGCAUAUCCUGCAGGAAUCAUCAUCCAAUGCUACUGGCACAGUGGCAACAAGGAGUAACACGUUCUGAUUUGGCCAAGGAGUUCUCUUUUGAGGAAUUUAUGAAGGUAUGUGACAGAUUUAUUGCCCGUAAGCUUGUGCAACGGUUUUAUGACAAAGCCCUUGCGUUUGGUCUAAAGGGCUAUGCAAAGCUGCUUGUGGUGGCGACGCUGACGGUCGUCGAGAGGUUCGUGGACUGGAUGGUGUCGUGGCUGCCGAUGGAUUCCUUCGUCCGCUGGUGGUGAGGCACGAGCACGACAUCGAUCGAGGCCUGCUGGAGCUGAGGGUCAGGGCGAGGGACGUGACGGCGUCACAACUCAAGGCGGCGGCCGCCGUCGGUCAGGUGUGGCUCGCGAGGCUGCUCGGUGUGUUUCGUCGCAGCUACAGGCCACGUGAUCAGGCCGGGCAGGCUUCGCACAUUGACUAGGCACACAACACUAUGUGAUAGGAAUUAUACAUGAGUUGCCGCUAGCUACAAUGAGAAAUUGUGUGAUGGUGGAUACAACAAUUGUGUGACAAAAUGGAAUUGCUUCAUUUUUUUUAA